This is a messenger RNA of Iphiclides podalirius (scarce swallowtail), 1491 nucleotides long. NCBI's taxonomy places the organism in Eukaryota, Metazoa, Arthropoda, Insecta, Lepidoptera, Papilionidae. The record is from the annotation of a GenBank genome assembly.
AUGUCGGUGCAGCGCGGUGGCCGCGGCGAUUUUCGCUACCGCUUCUACCACUGCCCGUGCACCGGCUUCGAGAUAUACGACCUGGAGGGAGCGCCCCAGGGGCAGGACGUCCUAGCCAACGGUUCCCGCAAUGGGGUGAACGUCGAAGGAGCCACCCACAAGCAGGUGGUGGACCUCAUCAAGUCGGGCGGCGACUGUCUCACUCUAACGGUGAUCUCUGUCACUCCCAAGGAGGCCGAGCGGCUGGAGCCCUGCGACGACUCGGCCCCCGUGGGCGUGAUAGGCGGCGCGGCCAACUCGCGCGCCACCGUCUACCAGAAGUACGACUACACGGACAAGAGGUCGCUGCCCGUCUCCAUACCGGACUACCGCGUGGUGAUGGAGCGCAACACGGGCCGCUCGUUCGUCGCGUUCAACGUGCACAUGGCGGGCCGGCACCUGUGCAGCAGGCGGUACAGGGAGUUCGCCGCGCUGCACCAGCAGCUCAGGAAGGAGUUCCUCGGAUUUAACUUCCCGAAGCUGCCAGGCAAGUGGCCGUUCACCCUGAGCGAGCAACAGCUCGACGCGCGGAGGCGGGGCUUGGAACAGUACUUGGAGAAGGUGUGCGCGGUGCGCGCGAUCGCCGAGUCGGAGGCGGUGCAGGAGUUCCUGACGGAGGCGGAGGAGGCGUGCGCGUCGCCCGUGGAGCUGAAGGUGCUGGUGGCGGAGCGCGGCGCCGUGGCGCUGGCCGUGCCGCGCUGCGCCAGCGCCGACCACGUCUACGCCCAGCUCUGCGAGCGCAUCGCGCUGCCGCCCCCGCUGCGCCCCUUCUUCUACCUCUUCGAGAUCGUCGAGUACAACUUCGAGCGCAAGCUGCAGCCGAACGAGUGUCCGCACGCGCUGUACGUGCAAAACUACUCGACGGCGUCGGCUUCGUGUGUGUGCCUCAGGAAGUGGCUCUUCUCCCCGUCUAAGGACGAGCAGCUCGCCAAGGCCUACCCGGACGCGGCCGCGCUGCUCUUCUGGCAGGCGGUGGAGGACGUGAACCGCGGCGUGUGCGUGGCCGGCAACCGGCUCUACCAGCUGAAGGCGCUGCAGGACGUGCGCCGCGCCACCGACUAUCUCGCUCUCGCUCGCACGCUGCCCGGCUACGGCGACAUGCUCUUCCCUCCCGCUCGCACCGACUGCCGCGCCACGCCCGCGCUCGUCGUCGCCGUUGGCUGGAGCGGGCUGAAGCUGUGGGCGUGGAGCGAGGGCGACGCGGAGGGGCGCGAGGGGCGCGAGGGGCGUGAGGGGCGCGAGGGGCGCGGGGGCGCGGUGGAGCUCGCGUGGCGCGAGGUGCGCGAGUGGCGCGCCGACGACGAGGCGGCGGCCGCGCGCCUGCUCUACCGCCGCCCCGACCGCCCCGACCGCCCGCCCACCGCCCUCGCGCUCUACACGCCCUACUAUCAAUUCCUCUGCAACUGCAUGGACCGAAUAGCCGAGGAGGCCAACUGGGUGGACACCGGCGAA